GCGACCUGGUCCGGAGCGCAGGGGUCGGCAGCGGCAGGCCUUCGCUGGAGGGGCGCGCACGCUCGCGUUUGCGGAGUCGGCGCUCGGCCGGGGGAGCGUGAGCCUGGGAGAUGGCAGUGAUGGAAGUGGCCUGCCCAGGCAGCCCUGCCUCAGCAGUCGAGCAGCAGAAGGAGCUUGCCAAAGCCAAGGAGAAGCCCCAGGUGUUGGCGAAGAAGCAGAGUUGCAUGCAGCUGGAAGCCAUGGGCAAGAGCCCUGUGUUCUGUGGGAAGUGGGGCCUCCUAAACGAUGUGAUCACCAAAGGCACAGCCAAGGAAGGCUCCGAGGGCGGGCCAUCCGCCAUCUCCAUUAUCGCCCAAGCAGAGUGUGAGAACAGCCAGGAGUUCAGCCCCACCUUUUCAGGACGAGUCUUCCUCGCGGGCUCGAAGCAGUAUAGCCAGUUGGAGAGUCUUGAUCAAAUCCCCAACAAUGUGGCCCAUGCAACCGAGGGCCAAAUGGCCCCUGUGUGUUGGAAGGGAAAACGUCGCAGCAAAGCCCGGAAGAAACGGAGGAAGAAGAGCGCCAAGUCCUUGGUGCAGGCUGGAGUGGCCUUGGCCAAGCCCCUGCCCAGGACCCCUGAGCAGGAGAGCUGCACAGUGCCAGUGCAGGAAGAUGAGCCUCCACUUGGCGCCCUGUAUGUCAGAAACAUCCCCCAGUUCACCAAUCCUCUGAAGGAACCAGGCCCCAGCCACCUCAGCUUUAAGAAACUCGAUGAUGGCCUUCGGCCAGUGCUGCCGCGACCGGAGCUCCACAAACUGAUCAGCCCCUUGCAGUGUCUAAAUCAUGUGUGGAAACUACAUCAUCCCUGGGACACAGGCCCCCUGCCCCGUUCCCCCCACCACUUCCCCUACAGCAGACUGCCCCAUCCCUUCCCCUUCCAUCCGCUCCAGCCCUGGAAGCCACACCCCCUGGACUCCUUGGUCCUGAGCAAAUUGGCCUGUACAGAUGGCCAGAAGCCCCUACCUGGCCCAGCUCUCGGCAAACAAAUCUAUACGAACAGUCAGAAGCCACUGCCCAGCCCAGCCCAUGAGCCCAGCUGCCCAGCUCCUGCCCAGGAGAAGUGUUCUGUGGAAGAAUACCUGGUGCACGCCCUGCGUGGCAGUGUGAGCUCGGGCCAGGCCCAUAGCCUGGCCACCUUGGCCAAGACCUGGUCAGCAGGGGGCUUCAGGCCCCAGAGGCCCAGCCCUGAAACUGAGGACAAUGAGGGGGUGCUACUUACUGAGAAACUCAAGCCGGUGGAUUACGAGUACCUCGAAGAGGUACACUGGGCCACACACCAGCCCCGCCUAGGCAGAGGCUCCUUCGGAGAGGUCCACAGGAUGAGGGACAAGCAGACAGGUUUCCAGUGUGCUGUCAAAAAGGUACGGGUCGAGGUGUUUCGGGCAGAAGAGCUGAUGGCAUGUGCAGGACUGAACUCACCCCGGAUUGUCCCUCUGUAUGGCGCCGUGAGGGAAGGUCCUUGGGUCAACAUCUUCAUGGAGCUGCUAGAAGGUGGCUCCCUGGGCCAGCUCAUAAAGCAGGAGGGCUGUCUACCAGAGGACCGGGCCCUCUUCUACCUGGGCCAGGCAUUAGAGGGGCUGGAGUACCUGCAUGCACGAAGGGUUCUGCAUGGAGACGUCAAAGCUGACAACGUGCUCCUGUCCAGCGAUGGGGACCGCGCAGCCCUCUGCGAUUUUGGCCAUGCCGUGUGCCUACGACCCAGUGGCCUGGGGAAGUCUUUGCUCACAGGUGACUCCAUCCCCGGCACAGAGACCCACAUGGCCCCUGAGGUGGUGCUGGGAAAGCCCUGUGACACCAAGGUGGACGUCUGGAGCAGCUGCUGCAUGAUGCUGCACAUGCUCAACGGCUGUCACCCAUGGACCCAGUAUUUCCGAGGACCACUCUGCCUUAAGAUCGCCCGUGAGCCUCCACCCGUGAGGGAGAUCCCAGCCUCCUGUGCCCCUCUCACAGCCCAGGCCAUCCGGGAGGGGCUGAGGAAGGAGCCUGUUCACCGCGCGUCGGCUGGGGAGCUGCUGGGGAGGGUGUGCAGGGCACUGCAGCAAGUGGGAGGUCUGAGGAGCCCCUGGAGGGGAGAGUACAAGGAGCCGAGACGCCCGCUGCGAGACCAGGCCUCCUGCCCCCAGACCCCACCUGCCCAGCUGCGGGAGUGCUCACCCCCAGACGACGACAUAGACAACACAGGCUCGGCCCCGACGGUUCAGCCACCACUGCCACCAGAGCCCCCAGAGCAGAAGGGGUCUCCCACUCUGAACUGGAGUCAAGAGGACUCUGGCCCCUGGGAACCCUUGCCUCUGUCCUCCCUGGACCCGGCCCCAGCCAAGAACUCGAGCUCACCAGAGCGGAGAGCAACCCUCCCCGAGCUGGAGCUGCAGCAGCUGGAGAUAGAGCUAUUUCUCAACAGCCUGUCCCAGCCUUUCUCUCUGGAGGAGCAGGAGCAGAUUCUCUCAUGUCUGAGUAUCGACAGCCUCUCUCUCUCAGACAGCAGUGAGGUGUGAAAGUCCAAAUACAGUCUCUCAACGGUGAGCACCUGCACAUCCGAGAGUUCCACCGGGCCAAAGUGGGAGACAUCGCAACUGGCAUCAGCAGCCAGAUCCCAGCCACGGCCUUCAGCUUGGUGACCAAAGACGGGCAGCCUGUUCGCUGUGACAUGGAGGUGCCAGACUCAGGCAUUGACCUGCAGUGCACCCUGGCCCCUGACAGCAGCUUUGCCUGGAGCUGGAGGGUAAAGCAUGGCCAGCUGGAGAACAGGCCGUAGCCCUUGCCACCGCCGCUCCACUGACGAGGCAGCGUCCUCCUCGUGCCCAGUGCUACCCUGAGAUAGGCCUGGCCUGUUUGGGGUCUGCUGUCUCCUGGGAGCAAAUGAAAUGCACCCAGGCUUCUCACCUGAGCCCUUGAGCCCUGCCCUCUACAUGAAGAGACAGAGGCUGUCUCUGGAGGAGGACCCGUGUCUGGGAACAGAAUGGAGAGCGGUGGGCGACGGUCCAGGGCCCACGCCCAGGCCACCCCAGACCGGGGCAGCAGUGGGCCCAGCCAUGGGUUUGUGGGGGCCUCAGCCCCUAGCCUGGCCGUCCUGACCAUUCCCCCUUUGGGAUGGAGGAGAAAGGAAGGGACUCGGCCUGGGACAGCUCCUUGGUAGAGCUGCCACCUUCAAGAGCUGCCGUGGCACAGGUCCUGAGUCUACCUGCAGUUCCGCCAGGGCCCAGCGAAGGUGGCAAGGGAAGUAGUUCUCAGUCUCAAGCUCAGCACGUGUGCUUUGCUGCUGGCCACCACUGCUCCCCAGAGUGCUUGGCCCCUUGCGCUCAGUUCCCUCAUCUAAGUACAGAGUGGCAAGAGUGGUUUACAGAGAGUGGGUGCUACAGAGAACGGCAAGUGCAGAUGCCCUGCUGGCCACCAGCGUCCACUCGCACUGGCCUGGCUGUCCCUGGCAUGGAGGGCCACUGCCAGCUGCACUUUGCACUCUGAUGACCUCAAAGCACUUUCCUGGCUGCCCAUCAGGAUGGCAGUGGCUCUGCGUGGUGGGGAGGGCACGGUCCCCAGUACGCACAGGUGACCUCCAGGUGCCUGCCCUCUGCUGCGGGAAGCCGCCCAGGACUCAUGAAGCAUUAAAUCAACUGUGAAUUAGAGACACUUGUCCCACACCAAGCCAGGGUGGCCUCUGUCCAGCUGUUCCGUGGAGUCAGGCUGCUGCAGAGCGCGCCCCGGCCUGGCUGAGGGGCCACAGCCUCGGCUGUGCAGCGUGUGGGUUGCAGAAAACUGUGAGGAAUAAAAUGAUGUUGACAGAA
Chinchilla lanigera (long-tailed chinchilla) is the source of this 3818-nucleotide messenger RNA. RefSeq names its product mitogen-activated protein kinase kinase kinase 14 (gene Map3k14). Gene Ontology annotation, molecular function: protein serine/threonine kinase activity; ATP binding. NCBI's taxonomy places the organism in Eukaryota, Metazoa, Chordata, Mammalia, Rodentia, Chinchillidae. Gene Ontology annotation, biological process: positive regulation of canonical NF-kappaB signal transduction; protein phosphorylation. The record is from RefSeq and is a predicted model, not a curated record.